UUGUCGUGAGUUUUCGAGAACAUAUAGGCCGUCGAAAAUGCGAUUUACUCGCACAGCUCAGGCUGCACUUCCUCUGCCUCACACUGCAUGGCGCUAUUACAAACAGGUCCAACACGGAAAUUCACCUCGGAAGAAACACGGAUUGCGCUUCACUAGUUCCGCCGUGGAAAAACAGCCGAUGCAGUCCUCCUCUACAGCCAAUAUCCGACAUCGAUAGUGACUGACCGCACGGCUGGAAAGCGGCAUGUAAUUUGGCCGUGUUGAAGCUUAGCACAGCCUGCAUCAGCACCAACCAGCGUUUUAACAGAAGAUAUGUGCAGGGUGUGGAUGUGCUGAUAGCCUGGUAGCAAGCUCACCUGUUUGUGUUGUGGUGCUGGUGGUGCUGGUGAUGGAGAACAUCGAGGAGUCUUCGCCCCUCCGGAUCACUCCUACCGUCCGGGCGCUGAGCUCCGCACUGCGGGGGAAGCGUGAAAAUGUCCCCGAUUCGAGCCGGGAACACGGGGACAGGAUAUUCCCCGAACCGGAGAAGCUUUGGUUCAAGGAGAGCAGCGCUAAAAAUCUGCGGAACAGGGACUUCUUGUCUCCGACCACGAUGCUUAACACGCUGUAUGCGGACGGACAGGUCCCUCCAGCAGUGAUGUCCAGGGUCCUGUCUCUCCGUGGUAGUGGCAUUCUCCCUGUGGCUGGCGGGGAGGUAAUGGGUGAGGGUUUAAGGGUGAGGGUGGAUCGAGCUGCAGCCUUCAAGGCUGUCCUGGCAGGUGGAGCCACAGAGUACCUAAAGCCCUCAAGUCAGCGGCAAGGUUGCGUGGUGCUCAACUGCCCUGCGAUGCACCCCAAGCCCAACACACCCACCCCUGAUACACUGACUCUGGGUCAGCUGAGGACUGUUCUGUUGGCUGACCACAUGGGGGCGCUGUUGAGAAGACAGGGAUUUGCAGUGUCUUAUUGCCCCACGCUUCCCGAAGACAGCGACAUCAUCGCCUUUCUCAGAGCUCUGGGCAUCGAUUGGCCGACAACCCCAGCUAACUGGACUAACGAGGAGCGGGAAGAGAAGAUUCAGGAGGCGCUGGAGAACUCUGUCUACAGGGAGAGGGAAACAGAGAAAAGCAGAAGGACCAGCGGAGGUGGAGGGGGAGGAGGAGGAGGAGGGGGAAGGAAGGUGGAGGAGGAGAACGAAGGAGCGCUCAGGGUCAACCUGAAAAGAGUGUUCCAGGAGGAGGGGCUGCUGGGAUAUGACCCCAGCCUCGGUACCUGCACAGUACACAGAGACAGUGUUUCCCACCUGGCGCAACUGGACCUAGCCACAGCCGACUGCACAGUAGCCAUGGCAACAACGUUACAUGUGACUUCCUGCCAGGAUGAGUUCCGCCAGCAGCAGAUAGCAGUGCUGUGGAGAGCCAGUGGAGCGACACAUACACAGAGACAUUUGGUGUGUGGGCCCGUGAAGACUCCUGGUUCUCACCUCACUGCUGCACAGUAUCUGCAGUUGAGAAGAGGUCAGAUGAAGGAGGCCUCAGAGAUGAAGUAUGGAGAUCAAGUAGAAGGUCAGACAUGGGAUGACAUCAUCAGGGUCAUGACCUCUGCCACUGUCAGAUUUGAGCUACUGUCAACGGUCCACACCAGUCCUGUGACACUGGAUGUCCAGAGGGAAGGCGGCGUGUCCACCAAAGGCCCGAGAGGAGGAGUGUUUGUGAUGUACAACUGUGCCAGACUGCACACGCUGUUUGACAGCUACGAGAGAGGAGUGGAGAAGGGUCUAUACCCAGAAAUCCCUGAAGGCUCCCAGCUCGACUUCUCUGCUCUGAAAGAAGAGGGCGAGUGGCUUCUCCUGUUCAAUUACCUCAUCCCGUUCUCUGAGCUGCUGGACCAAUCAGGACAAGCAUUAGACUGUGAAGGGGGAGGAGCCAGAGUCAAUAUUAAGACUGAACAGAUCUGUAAAUUUCUCGUGUCUCUCAGUAAAGACUUCAGCUCAUACUACAACAGAGUCCAUGUGCUCGGGGAGCCGUUGCCUCAUCUCUUCAACCAGAUGUUUUGUCGUCUGUACCUGUUAAGAGCGUUGAGAGAGCUCUACCACAGCGCUCUGGACACCCUUAACCUUCCCCCUAUCAGGCAACUAUAGCCUCGAAGUGGUUCACCCAUCCUGAGAUCACUGUUAACCCCACCUCCCCACCCAUCUGACACAAACACACCUAUGUUUUGCAAAUGUAUCACAUCCACACUUCAUUUACCAAUGAAAAUGUAUACAAUGUACAGUCAAGUAUGAUGUAUGUGUUAACCAUCGCGCUACUGUCAGAUUCCUGUAGCUGGACAUACUUUUUUUUUAAACCCAAAAAUCAUGUAAUGUAACGUCAGUAUGAGUUAGAGUAGGAGAUUGAUCGAUGAGACUGAAAGCAAGAAGGAAGAGCUAGUGUUGCUCUCACCCAAGGUGACAAAAUCUGCCUACCAAUGGCUCUAAAGCUCACAAAUUUAAUUUGUACAAAAACCUUGAGACUCCAGGAAAUUAAUGGUCCUUGUCGAGAAAUAGUCCAACCCCUCUUAUAAAACAUUAAAUUGGUCCAUGUUGGCAGAUUUUGUUAAUCUCUGGACAGAUCCAGUCUAGCUCUUUCCCCCUGCUUCCACCCUUUAUGCUAUGCUAAGCUGCUCAUAUUCACUGUACAUACAGGAGAGUGAUGUAAAUCUCAUGCUCUAACUCUCUGUGAAAAAGCAAAUACUGUAAGUGCAGAACUAAAUUUAGAUUUUGGUGGGUGUGGAAGAUUUCUCUCCCGUAAGAGUACCAGACAUCAGAAUUUUAACAGCCAAGUAGUCCUAAUCUCAGUGUCUGGAGUGUGAAGAUAGGAUGUUUUUUUUUUUCUUCUUUUGAAGCCCUGGUUUGUCAUUUUAAAUUCAAGUCUAAUUAUAUGACCACAUAGUACAUUUAUAUGCCUUUGACCUCUUUGACACCUGAGACUUUUAUUAUGAUUUUGAUGGCAUCCUAUCAAAAAAGAAACUUUCUAAAUUGCGCCAUUAUUAUCACAGUAACCAUCUAUUUAAUGCAGCUAAAAGUGUCUGCUCUUUGAAAGACAUCAAAGUGUCUUAGUCACUGCCUGAAGGCAUUUUAAUUAGCCUUGUUCAGCUGUUGAAGGUCCCAUUUCAUGUAUGUUACCCACCCUGUAUUUAUCUAUGCCACAUGAAUAUUUAUUACUUAAAGACAGAGAUCUGUACAGAAUAUAUAUUCUGCAUAUGAGUCUUAAUUGCUGUGAUCAUAUUAUUAUUUUUAGAGCCCUCAGAUCAGUCACAGUUAUACUGCUUGACAAAUCACAAACGUUCAGUAUCAAUCAACAUAUAGCAGAUGUUACAGGUGUUCAUAAGUUAUUUAAAAAAAAACAACAACUAUACAUUAGCAGCAUUUAGGGCACCGUGCCAUAACAUUAGGAAAUGCAUGAAAUGGCAUGAACAUAAUAUAUAUGAAGAGUUUUAUGCCAAAAAAAAUGUUAUUUAUAAAUUUUGGUAUGGGAAAAUAAUGACCUAACAUGUGUUGCCAUUUCAGUUAAUGACUGUUAUUAUGUGCCAUAGCUUGUUUUCACUUUCUGCUUCACAUUAUUUUGUAAGUUGGUGUUUUUUGUUUUGUUUUUUAAGUGGAUAUCUCAUGUUGGAACAAAACAGUUAAUGUACACAAGUAUCGAAUAUCUUACACUUCUCAUUGCAUGAAAUGUUGUUUGAUCCCUGCAAAUGUUGCUUGUCUCUGAAUGGCCUAUGUAUUAUUUUUAACUGACUUUUUUUUUUUUUUUUACAUUUUAUUUCCUGUACUAAAGGAACGGGAUGUUUAUAAAAAUGCUGAUUUGAUGCUUAUUUACAGUGACUGUUAACCACUGCUGUAAUGACCACAGUAUUAAAGCAGGAGAGAUGGAGAACAAGGCU
Larimichthys crocea (large yellow croaker) is the source of this 3897-nucleotide messenger RNA. It is a transcript of the gene dalrd3, whose product is annotated as DALR anticodon binding domain containing 3. Gene Ontology annotation, molecular function: tRNA binding; ATP binding; arginine-tRNA ligase activity. Lineage: Eukaryota; Metazoa; Chordata; Actinopteri; Sciaenidae. The record is from RefSeq and is a predicted model, not a curated record. The transcript has 13 exons. The coding region runs from base 389 to 2119 and encodes 576 amino acids. Gene Ontology annotation, biological process: arginyl-tRNA aminoacylation; tRNA C3-cytosine methylation.